Molecule: messenger RNA, 1398 nt
Organism: Anthostomella pinea
Lineage: Eukaryota; Fungi; Ascomycota; Sordariomycetes; Xylariales; Xylariaceae
Source: the annotation of a GenBank genome assembly
AUGGACUCAACCGUCUUCCACAUGGAUGGCGAAGCGCACCUUUAUGUCAUGCUGCCCUUCUUCCAUGUAAGGCUUCCCUUCAUUGUAGACGAGGCUCUGUCUAACUCGACCCGUGGCUUGGUGGCUUCAUACCACGCCAUCUUCAACACAAUCACACUCGUCCUGGGGCCGCCACAUAUUCCUCCAGACGCCGUUCUGUUGAAGGACAUAGCGCAACAGCAGAAGCUUCGAGGCGUCAUGGUCAUACCAGCCCUUCUGGAACAACUCCUCCAUGAUCCUGACGGCAGCGGGUUGCUUCAGAGCUUGGAGAUUGUUGCUUGUACUGGAGCACCACUUCCUGCUGCGGUCGGAGAUCGAAUCAAGAGUAUCGUGAAGCUCUACAUGUUCAUGGGCUCCACCGAACCAUUUCCUCUACCCGAAAUAUUCAAGUCUCCGGAUGACUGGCAGUAUCAUGAGUUCAACCCAAGCCUCAUACAUGAGAUGCAACUGUAUAAUUUGAAUGAGGGCACUUUCGAGUUGGUCAUCUUCGCCGACGAGAGCGCCAAGGAUACGAACCCUUUGUAUCAUAACGUACCAGGUGUCAGUCCGUACUAUACCAAAGACUUGUUCACACAACAUACGGACCCAGAGAAGCGCAAUCUCUUCAAGUAUUACGGAUGCAAGGAAGAUAUUCUCGUCAUGGCAAACUGGGAGAAGGUCAACCCUAUUCCACUAGAGCAACACGUGCAGGGCCAUCCUUCCGUCAAGGGCGUGCUACUCAUUAGCACAGGUAGGGUCCAGUCGGCCUUGCUCGUUGAGCCUAAAGAACCCGAAGGACUGGACGAAGCCGGUCAGGCCGAGUUGCUCGAAAAGCUCUGGCCGCGGAUUGGAGAAUCGAACGCGCGAGUUCCUGGUCAGGGACGUGUUGCCCGUGACAAGGAUGAGAUAGGGAGACUAUACGCAAGCGCCAUGAACCGGGCCCCAACUGUCAAGAUAGCUCUGGAAGCAAAGACUACUUACCGACCGACGGCAGUGGUCAGUUUUCUUCGUCAGGUCUUCGAGAUCUCGUUCGCCCCGGCACGCACAAUUGUGGAAGAUGAAGAUUUCUUCGCUCACGGUUUGGACUCGGUACAGACGUUGGGGAUCACGGCAAACCUAAAACGCAAUCUGGAAGGCCUUGAAGGGCAGAGUUCGCGUUCGGUCGCUUGGAUUUCGGCACGUACCAUCUUCUGUAACUCGACUUUUGCUGAGCUUUCCGAGCUACUUGCAACUUUUCUGAACGAGGGAACCGUUCCAGCUAGAGACUCUCAAGCGAAGCAAGCACACGGCGUGGAUGAGGCCGUGAAACGAAACACCAAAGGCCUCCCGGACAGAAAGUCGUCAAAAGCGACGCCUCCGAGGAUAUCCACGCCUUGGUAG